Messenger RNA from Symbiodinium natans, 858 nucleotides. Lineage: Eukaryota; Dinophyceae; Suessiales; Symbiodiniaceae. The record is from the annotation of a GenBank genome assembly.
AUGGCCAAGGCUCUUGUGGAAGACAAAACCGUCAUCGAGCAGGACUACCCGCAAAAGAAGAACAUUCGCGAAGAUUACGACGACGGCUGGUUUGGGUGGUUUGAUGGCUUCUUUAACUGGAAAUGUUGCAUCACCAACCCGACCGAUGAGGACACCGAAGAUGUCAUGACGCGCAUUCCCAGCAUCCGCGAAAUGUCGGAGAUCAUUGAGGAGAACGAUAAGAAGUCCGUGCGCAUCACGUUCGUCGGCUCGCCUGAGAGUGCUCUCGUGAAGGGCCGGAAUGUCAUCGUCAGCUAUCCUGGCGCGCACGGAGCGGGCUGGAACUUCUUGGUGAAAAACUCGCUGCGCUUGGGAACCGCCAACUUCAACAACCCUGACACCAUUGCCACAACUUGUGUGUUCUUGCCGGAUGAGAACGCACCGGGAUGGGGCGAUCAUGCAGGAGACAAGCAAAAGUUCCAAGACAAUGAAGAGCUUUGCCACUGCCAUCACCUGUAUAAUGGCGAGGUGGCGCCAUGGGGCUGCCUCUGGUUCCAACUCUGGCUGCAAAAGACGACCAUUGCUGUGGAGAACGGGUGCCAACUCAUCGUCGUUACCAAACGUGAUGGCAGCCUGGGUCGCUCUCAACAGGGUGAGGUAAAGUUCCUGCAGAAGUACGGAGUGAACUACAAGGUUCUCAACAUUUUCGAGUUUGCCAAAGCAGUCUUCCCAGAGUUGCCUCGUUUGAAACCUGCACAGCAUGCAGUCCAACCUGACUACGAACUGCCGAAAGAUCAGAGAGCACAAGAGCCGGACCUCGUCCAACCUGAUGACGAACUGCCGAAAGAUCAGAGGGCACAAGAGCCGGACCUCGACUAA